AUGAUCUCAGAGUCGCGGCAGACCCACUCGGUCUGGAUCCACGACCUCGUUCCUGGGGUCGUGAAGGACAAAGUCAACUACAUGUGGUACUAUCAACGUCAGACCUUCAGAACUGGACCAGGAGUCGCCCUCCAGCAUAUCGUCGGGGACUUUGAUCGCACUGUCAUCCUGUCCACAGAGAACCUGUCCUGUUUCAAGGCCAUCAGUCAGGAUGUCUCCAGAAUCGUUAGGACGAAAGAUGACUACAACAUCAGCGGUGGGGAGAUCUUGUUGCUCGGCUCCUCCGUCUCUUCUAGCCUUCUCACUGAAUAG
Messenger RNA from Lecanosticta acicola, 312 nucleotides. The record is from the annotation of a GenBank genome assembly. NCBI's taxonomy places the organism in Eukaryota, Fungi, Ascomycota, Dothideomycetes, Mycosphaerellales, Mycosphaerellaceae.